AUGGGCGUUGAUGAUGGCCUUGAUGUGCUCCAAGUUGAUGACGAUGGCCCUCUCACGGCCAAGAAGGGUGGAAGGGGAGGAGAGGAGAGGGUCCAAUACGUGGAGGUUACCAGUGGGGAGGCCGGUGCUGCAAUACGAGAUGACAAGUUGAUGCUAAAGUUUGUUUCCUGGGAAGUGAAAAGGCCUUGUAAAGACUGUUACAAACAAGACAGACCCAUAUUUGAUCCGUCAACUUCAAGGACAUACAGUACUAUCCCUUGUGUUUCUGCUGAUUGUCUGAGUGCGUCACAUACUUUUUGCAAUUUUAACAAUGGAAAGCGCUGUGCAUAUAAAGUGACUUAUGGUGAUGGAUCAACUUCAGAAGGAGAUUUCAGUUGGGACACCAUUACUCUAACUUUCAGUACUAAAAAUGUUCCUGUAGCAUUUCCCCAAACUGUGAUUGGAUGUGGACACAACAACUACGGAAUCUUUGGUGAGCAAAGCUCUGGCAUAGUUGGCCUUGGAAUCGGAGCUUUCUCACUUGCAGGUCAGUUGAAACCUAAAAUAGGUGGGACGUUUUCCUAUUGUUUGACGCCAAUGUAUGAAGGAGAUGCAAAACCUAGCUAUCUCCAUUUUGGAGAUAGUGGUGAGGUUUCUGUUGAAGGUGCCGUUUCAACCCCUUUAAUCAGAAACAUAGCACGGCCGUCCAUGUACUUCGUGGUGAUGGAAGCAAUCAGUGUGGGAAGCAAGAGAAUAGAGUUUCCCAGAAAUGGUGAAGAUAGAAACAUCUUUAUUGAGUCAGGGACAACGAUAAGUUAUUUUGCCAGAUGA
Messenger RNA from Vigna angularis (adzuki bean), 810 nucleotides. Its product is annotated as aspartic proteinase CDR1. NCBI's taxonomy places the organism in Eukaryota, Viridiplantae, Streptophyta, Magnoliopsida, Fabales, Fabaceae. Gene Ontology annotation, cellular component: extracellular region. The transcript is spliced from 2 exons. The record is from RefSeq and is a predicted model, not a curated record. The coding region runs from base 1 to 810 and encodes 269 amino acids.